GGAGGAGGAGAAGAGGAGAGAAAAGGCGGCUCCCCGGCGGGGCUGACGGGCAAGAAGGAGGCGGACCGCCCGGGGGUGUGGGGCGCGGAGCGGCUGUGGGACAGCGCGGAGCGGCCGGGUACGGCGGCCACGGCAGCCAGGGCCUGGGCCGCGGUUCGGUAGCGCCGGCCGAACUGGACUGGCCACUAUGGCGGAGGGGCUGCAGCAUUCGCACUGUGUGAACUGUGUCAGUAGACGGUGUAUGACCAGACCAGAGCCUGGGAUUUCCUGUGACCUGAUUGGUUGUCCGUUGGUUUGUGGGGCAGUCUUCCAUUCUUGUAAAGCUGAUGAGCAUCGACUUUUAUGUCCAUUUGAACGAGUGCCUUGCUUAAAUAGUGACUUCGGAUGUCCAUUUACAAUGGCUCGUAACAAAGUGGCUGAACAUCUAGAGACAUGUCCUGCAAGUGUGGUGUGCUGCACUAUGGAGUGGAACCGAUGGCCGGUUAGUUAUGCGGAUCGGAAGUCGUAUGAAAAUCUAAGCAGAGAUGUGGAUGAAGUGGCACAAUUAGAUAUGGCCUUGGCCCUUCAAGACCAAAGGAUGCUCUUAGAAUCUCUCAAAGUAGCCACCAUGAUGUCAAAAGCGACUGAUAAAGUAUCAGAACCUAGAGAACAAAUAUCAGUUAAAUCAACUCUUCCAGAGAUACCACAUGCUAAUGGUUUGGUGUCUGUUGAUGAAGAAUCUUAUGGUGCACUUUAUCAAGCUACUGUAGAAACAACCAGAAGUUUGGCUGCUGCUUUAGAUAUCCUGAACACGGCCACAAGAGACAUUGGCAUGCUAAGUUCGAGCCUUCGUGCUUCUCCAGAUGAAAUGAAUGAAGAGGAAAAUGCCAGAGAAAGCUUACAGAACAGGAACUUGAAAGACCAAGACCAUCUUUCUGAGGAUGAGAUGGGAGCAGUUGGUGGUAUUGACCAUAGUGACCCAGGUCAGGAUGCCCAGUCUGAACAAAAUGGUUCAAGUGAUUUAUUAUGUGACUUGAAUACUAGUUCCUAUGGCACUUCGGCUCUUUGUAAUGGCCUUCCUUUGGAAAAUAUAUGUACACAGGUCAUAGACCAGAAUCAGAAUUUACAUGGCGAUUCAGAAGAAAGUAACUUAACAAAUGGAGAAUGUGUAGCAUCAGAUGGCACUUCAAAAUCUUCUGGUUCGCCUUUAGUAGCAGCACAGCUUAAGGAAGUAGUACCAUCUAAUGCUUUGCCUAACGGCACCGUUCAGCAUAUCCUCAUAUCAGACGAUGAGGAUGAAGGAGAAUUGCACUGGAGAAAAGUAGACUUGGGGGACUUGAGGAAUGUGGAUGUCUUACCUCUCAGCCAACCUCCUUCAUUCAAAUUUCUUUCUAAUGCAUGUUGGUCUAAACCAAGGGAAGAUAAAGCAGUAGAUACAUCAGAUUUGGAAGUUGCAGAAGACCCAAUGGGUCUCCAAGGAAUAGAUCUCAUCACAGCAGCACUACUGUUUUGUCUAGGAGAUUCUCCAGGUGGGAGGGGCAUAUCUGAUAGUCGCAUGGUUGAUGUUUGUCACAUUGACUUUGGAACUCAGACUUUCUCACUUCCAUCUGCAAUAUUAGCUACAAAUACAAUGGUUGGGGAAAUAGCUUCAGCUUCAGCUUGUGAUCAUGCCAACCCACAACUUUCAAAUCCAAGUCCUUUCCAGACACUUGGGCUAGAUUUAGUAUUGGAAUGUGUCGCUAGGUACCAACCCAAGCAACGUUCAAUGUUUACAUUUGUCUGUGGACAGUUAUUUAGAAGAAGAGAAUUUUCUUCGCAUUUUAAGAAUGUGCACGGUGACAUUCAUGCUGGACUCAAUGGCUGGAUGGAGCAGAGGUGUCCUUUAGCAUAUUAUGGUUGUACCUAUUCUCAGCGUAGAUUUUGCCCAUCAACACAAGGAGCAAAGAUCAUACACGACCGCCAUUUGAGGUCCUUUGGAGUUCAGCCGUGUGUAUCUACAGUGUUGGUAGAGCCUGCCAGAAACUGUGUGUUGGGAUUACGUAGCGACCAUCUAAGUAGUCUUCCCUUCGAGGUCCUGCAGCACAUCGCAGGCUUCCUCGAUGGCUUCAGUCUGUGCCAGCUCUCCUGUGUGUCCAAGCUGAUGCGGGACGUGUGCGGCAGCUUGCUGCAGUCUCGUGGGAUGGUCAUCCUGCAGUGGGGGAAAAGGAAGUCUCCAGAAGGAAAGUCAUCAUGGCAGAUCAAAGAAAAGGUAUGGCGAUUCAGUACUGCAUUUUGUUCUGUUAAUGAGUGGAAAUUUGCCGACAUCCUCAGCAUGGCUGACCACUUGAAGAAGUGCAGCUACAACAUUGUGGAGAAGCGGGAGGAAGCCAUCCCACUGCCGUGCAUGUGCGUGACGCGGGAACUCACGAAGGAAGGACGUUCACUCCGCUCCGUUUUAAAACCUGUACUUUAAAAACUGCAGCUCCUCUUGCACAUACCUGCAGGCACCAGUAUAACUUCUUUGUAAUAUGUGACGCUUUAUUAAUGUAUUAAAGAUUACAACUAGCUAAAUUUAUUUUCACUAUGUAUAUAAUGUUUUGAAGUGACAUAUAUUUUUAUAAAGUACUGUUUAGUGGGGGAAAAGUUGCCUUAAUGUUUGAGGUGUGUGAAAUUUUUGGAACUUGGACAGGGUGACUUAAUUUUUUGCUACAUGAUUUUCAGAAUUAGUAUUUUUAAUGGUGUGCAUAUUUUGGUUCUUAAUUUUUUUUUGCUUCUUAAACUAACAAGAUCCUGACCAAACAUAUUUCCUCAUGUUUUCUGUGGGCUACAACCCAUAUGUUCAAAAAGCAAAACUUUGAUUCACAUUCUUGCCGCAUACAUUUUUCAGAUUUAAAAGUUCAGUUGCUUAAGAUCAUUGUAAAGAUUUUGUCUUCUAGUGCUCCCCUUACGCAGUUAACAUGCAGAUGACCUCCGAUGCAAACUCACACCACAUUGAAAGUCGUGACUGUUUGGUAAUGCCAUUUACCGUGUUUUAAGAGCAGUUUACAAAGAAGUUUUCACCUUAGGUUUUACAGCUCUCAUUCAGAGAGUGGUCCCUAUGCCACUGUCCUGGUGUUAGACGCCACUUGCGUGUGAGACGCCACACCCAAAGACGCGUGGCCGUGUGUUACAUGACAGGUUAAAGCAGAGCAAACUGGCAAAAAGCCUGUGAAUUUAUUUUAAUUUGAAGCUCUUCGUGGUAUUAUUUGCUGGGUACUUGAUGUAAGAAAAGAAGAAAAUAUACCUCAUUUUAAGUUGGAAUUGGGCAUAUUGUGUAAAUAAAUUUCAGAUAUUCAGACUGCAAAGGCCUUAACUUUUUUAAUAAGCAUUUAAAAUUUUUGCUUUUCGUUUAUAAAAAUCACAAUUAUGUUAUUGUAAGAUAUUUAAAAAUGUGAAAUGUGGUGUCUCUGUAAGAUGACAAUCGUGAAAUGCAGAAGCUUAUCGUGGUUGACAAUCUCUUUAGAAGAGUUCCAGGUUAAUUUUCUGUAGACCUCUCCGUCAGAAGAGUAGGAGUUGCAUCUUUGUGUAAAGAUCAGGGUAUAAAAGGAAAAUAUUCAAAGACCUAUUCUUGAACUAUUUUAUUACAGUUUUCAAGUUGAUUAAUAUUAUUAACCUGAUGUGGUCAACUAAAAAAAUGAUUAUAUCAAUAUUUAGAAAUAAAUUGCAAAGAUGGGGACAUGUAUUUAAAUAAUUUGUUUUAAGUAACUUCUGGCAUUUGAUAGUCUGAAACGGUGACAAGUUACCUUGUUAUAAAAUACCAAAACUCUUUUGUGUAUUUUCUUCCUACAUUUGUCCCUGAGAGUGCUCCAUUGUUACUAGGUUCCUGAUUCCCAUAUAUGGCAAUCCGGCUGGGCAGAGGCAUUCCUUGGGCAUUAGAAAAGAAUUCUGAACUGUUUAGGACCUGUUUUGGUUGAAUCAAGGCCUUAUUACGGUUGAAAAAUAUAGCACUAAAGACUGAUCAGUUGUUUGGCCUCACCUGACAUUUUAAUUAGAAGAAGACUUAUUUCUCAGUGCAUAUAUUUUCUCUUUCAACUGCAACUAUAUGACAUAACCAGUCUCUAUUUCUGUGUGAAAAAGUCAGAAAUCAGAUAUCAAAUACUGUAAAAUACAGCUCUGCCUUUUAAAGUUUUGCUGAAGAAUGUGUCUGGUUAGGAUAGCACAAACAUUAACUUUUUGUUUUAUGGUUGUGCUUUUUAAAGUCCUUGGGUUUUAAAUUUAGAUUUCUUGUUUCUGUACUGGAUCAUGAGAUGUUUAACAUUUUUUCCACCUUAUAUUUCUUUUACACACCUUUGGCUGUUUUCUUUUUUGUUUGUUGUGCCACCAUACUAUUUUGUUAAAAAUGUUUUCUUUGUGCAACAUUUGUUCAAAUUCUAAUAAAAUUAAUAUUUCCCUUUAUAUGGCUCAGUAACUUAAAAAGCAAAACUUUUAUUUAAAUAAAACUUUAAUACUUGUUGGACAAAUUCCAAACACAUUCAUAUUGUUUCUAUAGAGUGGAUUUCUGCAUGUUAAUAGGAGUUGCUUGUUGAUUAUUACUCACCCAUGUUUUAUUGGUGAGCAUUAAACUUCUCUUUUAAUAUGGAAAAUUCAUUAGUUAACUCUCUGUGUUUCCUCAGUGUCUUCUUGAAAGUAGUCCCACCUAGGGGUAUUGAAAGGCUAAAGAGUUUACGGCAAUAUUAUUUUUCUAAAGUUUGUAAUGGGAACAAUUUAUCUAGCCUUUUAAGCAUGAAAAGAUUGUAUGUCAUCCAAGUAAACUGUCAUUUGAGAAGUCUUUGUUAUUUUGUUAGUGCUUGCUGACCGUCAAGAUAAAUGGCAAGUAUCAGGAUGGAGGGAAAUAAUCUGAAAUCACUUUUCUCUGCUGCCUCCUUUCCCAGAAUGACCUGUUAUUUUAGUUCUCC
Phyllostomus hastatus (greater spear-nosed bat) is the source of this 4892-nucleotide messenger RNA. RefSeq names its product F-box protein 30 (gene FBXO30). The record is from RefSeq and is a predicted model, not a curated record. The coding region runs from base 188 to 2431 and encodes 747 amino acids. NCBI's taxonomy places the organism in Eukaryota, Metazoa, Chordata, Mammalia, Chiroptera, Phyllostomidae. The transcript is spliced from 3 exons. Gene Ontology annotation, molecular function: protein binding; zinc ion binding; ubiquitin protein ligase activity.